ACGAAAUCCCCUUUGACCUCUACCUUCACCUUCGCCUUAUGCCCGUCUGCGGCGGAUCUAAACGCGGUGGAUUCGGUCGCGGAAAGCCAAUCCAACGAAAAGUUGUCGGCCCGAAGUCUGCGGUGACGGAGCCUGCGCACGCAUUUCUGACAGGCAAAACUUCCCUGCUGAACGUCUUCACACGCGGAUUCUUCAGUCAAGUCUAUGAACCGACCGUCUUUGAGAAUUAUGUGCACGACAUCUAUGUCGACGAACAGCAAGUGGAGCUCAGUCUAUGGGAUACAGCAGGGCAGGAGGAGUUUGAUCGCCUCCGCUCACUAUCUUAUGCGGAGACCCAUGUGAUUAUGCUUUGCUUUUCGGUAGAUAAUCCAGUGUCUCUAGAAAACGUCGAAACGAAGUGGCUGGAUGAGAUAUUGGAGUACUGUCCUGGGGUGAAGCUCGUUCUCGUGGCCUUGAAAUGUGAUCUUCGGGAUGAUCGGUCAAUACGAGAGCGACUGCAACGACAUGGCGCGCAUCCUGUCCAAUACGAGGAGGGACUGGCUGUUGCCAGGCGAAUACGUGCUUCGCGGUAUCUGGACAGAGUGCAGCUCAAAGCACAAUCGCGGUGUGACGGAGGUGUUCUACGAGGCAGCUCGUGUAUCGCUGAGCACGCGUUCCAAGAGCACCAGUGA
This is a messenger RNA of Mycena citricolor, 671 nucleotides long. Lineage: Eukaryota; Fungi; Basidiomycota; Agaricomycetes; Agaricales; Mycenaceae. The record is from the annotation of a GenBank genome assembly.